AUGAGUUUUCAUCCAAAUAAUUAUAUAAAUGGUUUAAAUUUAGAAUUUGAUCCAAUAUCUUUAUCAAAUCCUGAAGAUAAUAAUGACAUUGCAUCAAUAGAUGAUGGAUUUUUCUAUAAUGAUUCAGAUUUAACAAAACAAGAAGAAUUACAACAACAUCUUGAAUUAUUUAGUGAAGCAGCAAUAAAUGAUUUUUAUUCAUUAAUUGUUAUGAAUGAUAAUGUUAUAAUACCUAAUAAACCUCAAUUACAACAUCAAGAAAUCAAACAAGAAGAAAUAGUGGAAAAUGACUUGAUAUCUCCAAAAAUCAAACAAGAAGAGCAAUCACAACAAUCAUUACAAGAUUAUCAUAAUUCUUUAAAUAAUCAACAACAAUUACCUUCAUUUGUAAAUAGCAACAGUGUCAAUAAUAAAUCUACUGCUUCUACACCUUAUUCAAUAGCGACAACUUCUUCAACUUCACCAAUUUAUCAAAUUAAUAGUAAUACUACUAAUUCAACUUCACAACAUCAAACACCACAAAAUUCAUUAUCAUCAUCAGCAACACAAGCAGCAAAUGAUGAUAAAAAAAAGAGAAAUACAGCAGCAUCAGCUAGAUUUAGAAUUAAAAAAAAAUUAAAAGAACAAGAAAUGGAAAAAAAAUCAAAAGAAUUAGAAGAAAAAGUUGAAAUUUUAGAAAAAAAAUUAAAAACUAUAGAAAUGGAAAAUAAAUGUUUAAAAAAUAUAAUAUUUCAACAAAAUGAAAAAAAAAAUAAUGAUUUAUUAGAAACUAUAAAACAAAAAUCAAUAAUUAAUAAAAAUUCUUCCUCUUUUGAAUUUACUGUAUGA
Molecule: messenger RNA, 828 nt
Organism: Lodderomyces pseudojiufengensis
Lineage: Eukaryota; Fungi; Ascomycota; Pichiomycetes; Serinales; Debaryomycetaceae
Gene: MET28
Product: Met28p
Exons: 1
Coding region: 1-828 (275 amino acids)
Biological process (GO): regulation of transcription by RNA polymerase II
Cellular component (GO): nucleus; Cbf1-Met4-Met28 complex
Molecular function (GO): DNA-binding transcription activator activity, RNA polymerase II-specific; RNA polymerase II transcription regulatory region sequence-specific DNA binding
Source: RefSeq, a predicted model, not a curated record